Messenger RNA from Durusdinium trenchii, 723 nucleotides. Lineage: Eukaryota; Dinophyceae; Suessiales; Symbiodiniaceae. The record is from the annotation of a GenBank genome assembly.
AUGGCUACUCCAGCUGCAAGGGUAAAAGCUAUGGAAAUUGCGUGCGUAUUUAGUGUCGACGACUACAAGGCAUAUGCCCAGCUGGGGCCCGUCAUUGAUGGAGAAUUGGCAAUGGGCUUUAAGUAUAGCGGUAGCUACUGUGGUCGCAACAUUGAGAAGAUCUAUCAAAAGGCGGUGCAGCAUGGCCGGGCGCCGAGUCUCUUUGAGGCCGUGACCACCUUGCAGAAGGCGAGCCACGUCUUGAUCAUCACUGGUUUCUUCGUGCUGCAUCAGAAGGGCGCUGAGGGCCCUCACGGAGACCUGGGUGGCUGCGAGACCGACGGCCCCUUGGGCGCGCUGGCGGUGCUGCGUGCCCUGUGUGCCAGAGGUGUGCGUGCUUCCCUCUUUUGCGACGUUCACAAUGGGCCAGUCAUCAAGAAGGCCUACGACGACUCCAUGAUGGAGCACUUCCGGGAAGCGGAUGAAGGCUUUUGGUCUCGCUUGCAGAGCCACAGCCGCUGUUUGCCCUUCGUUUCCGCAGAGAAGCCCCUGCCCGAAGCGGCAAAGGCCGAGGUGGGUGACAAAGAAAUGAGCACCUUGGAGGACGGCGGAGCUGGUGCCUGUCGGCGCGGCUGGGCGAUGCGUUGCGAGAUGCCUGGGGUGACAAUGCCGGGCGAGUGGAUGCGCUUUUGUCGUUGGAGCGGCUUGGAGCCCCAUAUCGCAACAUUCGAGGCCGAGACAUAG